AUGAUUAAAACAAAGGAAAAGUAGCCCUCAUCACGGUUUAAUACAAAGCAAUUAUAAUCCUACAUAAAGAACCUUGAUAACUUUGGUAUCCCAGUAUCCCUAACAUUCAAGAAUGAUCCUCAAAUUAAAUCAUUUAUCGGAGGUUCAAUGACAGUAUUAAGUAGAAUAGGAGUAUUUGUAUAUCUAGCUCUUCAGAUAAUUGCUGUGUUCUCUAAAACUGCCACGAUCUAAGCUUCAUUUUACAGAAGAAACUUAAUUGAGGACCCAACAGAGUAUGACCUUACUUUGAAGGAAUUUGAUUAUGGAGUCUGA
Stylonychia lemnae is the source of this 312-nucleotide messenger RNA. The record is from the annotation of a GenBank genome assembly. Lineage: Eukaryota; Ciliophora; Spirotrichea; Sporadotrichida; Oxytrichidae.